AUGGUACCUGACAAUCAUGCUAUUCGUUAUACUCCUCCAGCAGAAAUUGACAAAUUCAUCAGCCUUCUACAUCCUCGUCAUUACUGGUUAACUAGUAAACGUCCGCCGUCUUGGAUAAAACAAAAACGUUGGGGUAUUCAACUAGUCGGAGCAUUUUCUGCUGAUCCUAUUGAAUUCACUCCAGAAUGGUGUAAUUUAUUUAAAGAGGCUGGAAUACCACCGAAGCGUAAAAUUUCACGUUUUCUGGUUAGUCCAGAUGCUGCUUUAAAACCUGGAACACCUUUAGGUGUGAAUCAUUUUCGUGUAGGUGAUUACUUGGAUAUAACUGCAAGAACCGUAAAUCGUGGUUUUCAAGGUGUUAUUGAGCGUUGGGGAAUGAAAGGUGGCUGUGCUGGGCAUGGUUCUACUAAAUUUCAUCGUAGAAUGGGUAGUGCUGCAGGCUGUGGAGGGCCUAUUUCAAGAGGUAAACGUAUGGCGGGUGUUAUGGGCAAUCGAUAUAGGCAUGCACGUGGUUUAAUGAUAUUGAGAAUUAAUCCAAAACUUGGAUUGAUAUAUGUACCAGGUCCAACACCCGGGCCAGUGCAUGCCUAUUCACUUUUACACGAUUCUUGGUUAAAAAAUCGUCGACGUCAACUGGACGCUAAUCCACCACCAGUACCAACAUAUCUGCCUUCUUGUAUUGUAGACGAAGCUGCUGCCGCUGCUAAUGGUUCAGGUAUACUAGAUCCAACUAUUUGUGUCGAUAUUGAUGAUGAUUUCGAGCAGGAUAUCUAUCAUGAAUCCAUACAUCCAAGUCAUUACCCGUCUAUUUCAUAUUCAGAAGACUCUUAAGGAAAUUCAAUCAAUAAUA
Molecule: messenger RNA, 850 nt
Organism: Trichobilharzia szidati
Lineage: Eukaryota; Metazoa; Platyhelminthes; Trematoda; Strigeidida; Schistosomatidae
Source: the annotation of a GenBank genome assembly